Molecule: messenger RNA, 2897 nt
Organism: Lampris incognitus (smalleye Pacific opah)
Lineage: Eukaryota; Metazoa; Chordata; Actinopteri; Lampriformes; Lampridae
Gene: pdcd6ip
Product: programmed cell death 6 interacting protein
Biological process (GO): mitotic cytokinesis
Cellular component (GO): endosome
Molecular function (GO): protein binding
Source: RefSeq, a predicted model, not a curated record
CCCAGGAAGUGGAUCGCGGGCUGUUGUUUUUGUCCGAUUCGGCAGCGAGCCUCCGGAGUUGACCCUAUUUAAUUUACAUUUCUUCUUCUUCUUGCGGGCCGGAAUGGCAACGUUUAUAUCAGUCCCGUUAAAGAAAUCCUCCGAGGUGGAUCUGGUGAAACCGCUGUCGAAAUUCAUCACGGCGACGUAUCCAGGUGUCGAGGAGCAAGCGGAGUAUCUACGCGCCUUGGAGGAGUUGAACAAGCUCCGCAAGAACGCGUUGGGGAGGCCGCUGGACAAACACGAGAGCUCCCUGGAGGUCCUCCUGAGAUACUAUGACCAGCUGUGCGCUGUAGAGCCGAAGUUUCCCUUCUCUGAAAACCAGCUCUGCUUAGCCUUCACAUGGAAAGAUGCCUUCGACAAAGGGUCGCUUUUUGGAGGCUCGGUGAAGCUCGCCUUGGCGAGUCUGGGCUAUGAGAAGACAUGUGUGUUGUUUAAUGGAGCGGCGCUGGCCAGUCAAAUCGCCUCAGAGCAGAACCUGGACAGUGAUGAGGGACUGAAGGCUGCAGCCAAAUACUAUCAGUUGGCCAGUGGAGCAUUUGGCCACAUUAAGGACACAGUGCUGUCAGCUUUGAACAGGGAGCCCACCAUGGACAUCUCCCCUGAGACCACAGGCACCCUCAGCCUCAUCAUGCUCGCCCAGGCCCAGGAGGUCUUUUUCCUCAAAGCCACCUCAGAUAAGAUGAAAGACGCCAUCAUUGCGAAGCUGGCCAAUCAGGCAGCAGACUUCUAUGGCGAUGCCUUUAAACAAUGCCAGUACAAAGAGAAUCUUCCCAAGGAAGUGCUGCCGGUGUUGGCAGCAAAGCACUGCAUCAUGCAGGCGAAUGCUGAACUGCACCACAGCAUCCUGGCCAAGCAGAAGAAGCGGUUCGGAGAGGAAAUCGCUCGCCUGCAGCACGCGGCGGAGCUGGUGAAGACGGUGGCGUCCCGUUACGAUGAGUACGUGAGCGUCAAGGACCUAAGUGACAAGAUCAACCGCGCCCUGACUGCUGCCAAGAAAGACAAUGACUUCAUCUACCACGACCGCGUGCCCGAAGUCAAGGACCUGGAGCACAUCGGCAAGGCGGCGCUAGUCAAGGCCACCGUCAUCACACCCCCGCUCAGCCAGAAAUUCACUGAUCUGUUUGAGAAGAUGGUACCCAUGGCGGUGCAGAAAUCCAUGAGUGUGUACAGCCAGAGGAAGGCUGAGACUGUCAACAGACUUGUGGGAACCAUGAGGGAGGCCACCAACCUCUGCAAUGGGGUGUUGGCAUCCCUGAACCUGCCAGCGGCAUUGGAGGACCUGUCAGGAGAUUCUAUCCCACAAUCCAUUGCUGAGAAGGCCAGGGCCAUCGUUCAGCAAGGGGGACUACAGAGCAUUGAACAGCUAAUCAAAGACCUGCCAGACCUGCUGACCCGUAACAGAGAGAUUCUGGAUGAGUCUCUGAAGAUGCUGAAUGAUGAAGAAACAACAGAUAGCGAACUAAGGACCAAGUUCAACCAGCGCUGGAACAGAACUCCCUCUGGGGACCUUUAUAAGCCCCUCCGUUCAGAGGGCACCGAUUUCCGCAACAUGCUGGACAAGGCGGUGCAGGCAGACCAGGUGGUGAGGGAGCGCUACAACACCCACUGUGACAUGAUCGCCCUGCUGUGUAAACCAGAGAACGAGCUCAUCGCCGCCAUCCCCUCCGCCAACCCUGCCAAGACACUGCAAGGCAGCGAGGUAGUAAACGUGCUGCGCUCCCAUUUGGCCCAGCUCAACGAGGUGAAGAAGGAGAGAGAGAGUCUGGAGGCAGAGAUCAAGGCCGUGACCUUUGACAUGACCUCCAGUUUCCUGACAGCCCUGGCCCAGGACGGGGCCAUCAACGAGGAGCAGCUGUCACUUGGCCAGCUGGACCAAUCAUAUGGAGCCUACAACCAGAGGGUACAGGCCAGCCUCCGUCGACAGGAAGAGCUGCUGGGAGAAGUACAGACUUCCCAUCAGGAGUUCAGCAGUCUUAAGCAGUCCAACUCUGAGGCCAACGACCGGGAGGAGGUUCUGAAAAAGCUGGCCUCGGCCCACGACAGCUAUGUGGAGAUUAGCAACAACCUGCGCGAAGGCACCAAGUUUUAUAACGACUUAACAGAGAUCCUGCUCAAGUUCCAGAACAAGUGCAGCGACAUUGUCUUUGCCCGCAAGACAGAACGUGAUGAACUGCUGAAGGAGCUGCAGCAGAGCAUCGCACGAGAGCCCAGCGCACCAUCCUUCAAUGUUCCUGCCUACCAGAGUAACCCCAUCCCUGCUGCUGCCACCGGCCCGACCCCCGCACCCAGGACCGUUUUUUCAACACCCCAGCAGCAGCCCCAGGCAAAGCCUCAGCCCCCGGCCAGACCCCCCCCUCCGAACUUUAGCCCCCAGGCAGCCCCCAUCACCCCCAGCAACCCACCUCCCAACGCCCCUACCGCAGGCAACCCCCAACCUGUGGCCCCGCCAUCUCAGGCCCAGGGACCGCCAUACCCCACCUACCAGGGCUACCCAGGGUGAGUUAUCCAUCAUCAUUUCCCAUGUCUUAUGGGCUACAAUCCCUAUGCUUACGGCCAGUACAGCAUGCCCUAUAUGCCCUACCAGGCAACUCCAGGACAGGGGGGCUACCCCGGAGCCCCCCCAGCCGGACAGCCAUACCCAGCUACCCCCCAGCAGCCCCCCCAGCAACAGCCCUACUAUCCCCAACAAUAACUCUCCCCCAUAUAUUCCCCUUCGCUCACCCCUUAACUCAAACUGGAGAGAACUUAAUACCCCCAGCAAUAAUAGUCACUCCAUUGCUGCCCCACCAACCAAAUCUUCCUCUUUCAUCCUUCUCUCCCAUUAAUGAUAGCCAUAUCAAUCCAAGUUAAGGGGG